AUGUUGUCAUUGAAUUGGCGGCCACGAGAGGGCUGCCCAAAGGAGACGACCCAAACCACUCCCUCUAAUUGCAUCUGCUCUAUCUUUGAUACCCUAACUACUGUCACUUUCUUUCUUUCUUUCUUUCUUUCUUUCUUUCUUUCUUUCUUUCUUUCUUCUCUGUUUCUCUCACUCACUUCCACUUUCUUACUUCGUUCUCAUUUUCUGUCUUUAUUUAUUUCUCACCCUCUCACUUUACUUCUUCCUCCUCUCUCGCUCUCUCUUCCUUUAUUUCUUCUCUCUCUCUCUCUCUCUCUCUUUCGCACCCUUUUUCUUUCUUUCUUUCUUUCGUUCUUUCUUUCUUUCUUUCUCACUCCCACUUUUUACUUCGCUCUCAUUUUCUUUCUUUCUCGAUCUCAUUUCUUGUCAUUAUUUAUUUAUUUCUCCCCCUCUCACUUUCUUUUUACUUCUCUCUCACUAUCUCUUUCUUUAUUCCUUCUCUCUCAUUCUCUCUUUCUUUCUUCUCUUUUUCUUUCUUUUUCUUUCUUUCUUUCUUUCUUUCUUUCUUUCUUUCUUUCUUUCUUUCUUUCCCCCUCGCUAUCACUUUCUUUUUUUUCUUUCUUUCUCUUUCGUUCUCAUUUUCUCUUCAUUUUUCUUUCUUCCUAG
This is a messenger RNA of Acanthosepion pharaonis, 645 nucleotides long. Lineage: Eukaryota; Metazoa; Mollusca; Cephalopoda; Sepiida; Sepiidae. The record is from the annotation of a GenBank genome assembly.